Molecule: messenger RNA, 684 nt
Organism: Spirometra erinaceieuropaei
Lineage: Eukaryota; Metazoa; Platyhelminthes; Cestoda; Diphyllobothriidea; Diphyllobothriidae
Source: the annotation of a GenBank genome assembly
AUGGCAAGGUAUGUUGGUGAAACGGGCAAACGCCUCUGCACAAGAUUGCACAAGCACCAGCUUGCAGUCAACCGCGAGGAUAAGCUGUCACUGGUAUAUGGCCACAUACAACAGGAGAAGCACAGUUUCGCCUUUGGGGAGGCAAGCGUCAUCGGCCGAGCCAGCGACAAGAUGGCCAGACUGGUUCUCGAAAGUUGGUCCUCAGUUGACACAAUCAACAGAGCCAUUGAUCUUCAUCCGACCUACCAGGCGCUUCUUACGAGGCUCCAGUCAGUUCGGACGGGGCCGACAACACGGGCGAACAAAUCGCGGCCCUCUCAACAGUUGUCACCUUUCCAGCAGAGGGAGAGAGCCAGCCGGAUGUCAGACGACCGACGCGAGACAUCGACCCACCGACGCGCCCAAACAGCCGACCACGAUUCCCACAUGCAACAGCAGCCGAUCGGCCCGUCAAAUUAUGGGGAGGGGGCCCAAGGGCACACGGACCUAGCAGCGACAACAGCGGCCGGGCAGGGGGCAGAGGUCACACCAGCGCCCCAGCGGACGGCCACGGAGAGACCUAAGCCAAUCGCCCGCCAGCAAGCAAGUCAGAGUUCGUGUAUCAGGCAUGCCUAUAACACGAGACAGGCGGCGAGACAGAACAACUCUGAGCUAGCAGGAACAAACACACUAUCACUACUCUGA